Heterocephalus glaber (naked mole-rat) is the source of this 713-nucleotide messenger RNA. The record is from RefSeq and is a predicted model, not a curated record. NCBI's taxonomy places the organism in Eukaryota, Metazoa, Chordata, Mammalia, Rodentia, Bathyergidae.
CUGAUUUGGGCGGGCUGCCGCUGGUUCAAAGGAGUCCAAGGGAACUCGCCUAACGGACGGACUCGCGGCUGUGGAGAAGCGGUUCCGUAUCCUCGCGUCUCGCGGCCCCCGCUGGUUUAGUCGCUCUCGGGGUUCUCGACCCCCUUCCCGCCGGUCACCAUGGAGGUGUCCCCACUGCAGCCUCUAAAUGAAAACAUGGAAAUGAACAAAAUGAAGAAAAAUGAAGAUGCUAAGAAAAGACUGUCUAUUGAAAGAAUCUAUCAAAAGAAGACGCAGUUGGAACAUAUAUUGCUCCGCCCAGACACGUACAUUGGCUCUGUGGAAUUAGUGACCCAGCAAAUGUGGGUUUAUGAUGAAGAUAUUGGCAUUAACUACAGAGAAGUCACUUUUGUUCCUGGUUUGUACAAAAUCUUUGAUGAGAUUCUAGUUAAUGCUGCGGACAACAAGCAAAGGGAUCCAAAAAUGUCUUGUAUUAGAGUCACAAUUGACCCAGAAAACAAUUUAAUUAGUAUAUGGAAUAAUGGAAAAGGAAUUCCUGUUGUUGAACACAAAGUCGAGAAGAUGUAUGUCCCAGCUCUCAUAUUUGGUCAGCUCUUAACUUCUAGUAACUAUGACGAUGAUGAAAAGAAGGUAACAGGUAGAGUAUUGAGGAAAAAUAAAGAGCAUACUGCUGAAAAAAACAUCUUUUAAAUGACUAUCUACAGCCAGGCGUG